AUGAGUGUAGAACAGUUGGAAGGAAAUUCAGAUUGUAGACGAGUUGAAGACAUAUCCUUGCUGUCACAUUCAAAAUCCGUGGAUGACGUUUACAUUCCCCAAGUGGCCGAAAACUGCAAACCAAAGGUUGGACAAGAGUUUGAAUCGAUAGAUGGGGCACAUGAGUUCUACAUUAAAUAUGCAAAAGAGGCGGGGUUUAGUGUUCGUAGCAGUUCGACUAAGAGAUGUAAAGGUGUGAAAGAAGUUGUCAGGAAAGAAUUUGUGUGUUUUAAGGAAGGAGUAUCUUCUAUAAAGGACGGUGAGAGAAAAAGGUGUCGGGGGAUGACAAGAGAAAAUUGUAAAGCUAAACUUGCCGUGGUUAGGUCAAAAACAGGGAAAUUUGUUAUCACUGUAUUUGUUGAAGAACAUAGUCAUCCAUUAUCAACCCCUCGAAGAGUGCAUUUAUUGAGAUCACAUCGUAGUGUGUCUGAAGCCAAGAAGUCACUAACUUUGCAGUUUUCAGCAGCAAAUGUGCCAACUCACCAACAAAUAAGCAUUCUUGAAUUUGAAGCUGGAGGUAUAGAGAAUAUUGGGUGUACAAAGAAGGAUAUAUAUAACCAUGAAGCUAAGGUGCGGAAUGAAUUAAGAGGACAAGAUGCAGAACUUUUAAAGGAAUAUUUCCUAACCGAGCAAGAAAAAGAUCCUUGCUUCUUUUUUAAAAUAGAUGUAGAUGAUGAUGGUAAAUUGAAGCGUUGUUUUUGGGCUGAUUCGGUGUCUAGAAGAGCUUAUGGAUGUUUUGGUGAUGUAGUUGUAUUUGAUACAACUUACAACACUAAUCAAUAUGGUAUGAUAUUUGCACCCUUGGUGGGGGUGAACAAUCAUGGUCAAACGGUGCUUUUUGCAUGUGCCUUUUUAAGUGAUGAAAAAACGGAAUCAUUUGUUUAG
Ziziphus jujuba (common jujube) is the source of this 924-nucleotide messenger RNA. Its product is annotated as protein FAR1-RELATED SEQUENCE 5-like. Bases 1 to 924 code for a protein of 307 amino acids. The transcript has a single exon. The record is from RefSeq and is a predicted model, not a curated record. Lineage: Eukaryota; Viridiplantae; Streptophyta; Magnoliopsida; Rosales; Rhamnaceae.